AUGUCGGCCUCUACUCUCCGGUUGCUACUGUCCCUGGCGGUACUCGGCUCUGGACUCUGCGCUCCUCAAACCGAAAUCUGCAAAGCCUCUCCCGGCACUCCCUCUUGGCCGUCGGCUAAGGCCUGGGCUUCACUCAACAGGACGCUCAAUGGACGGCUCCUCCAGCCUGUGCCUCCUGGUGCAGUAUGUCAUCCCGACCAGCCUACAUUUAACUCGAGCCAGUGUGCCUCGGUAGCCGCCGAAUGGAAGACGUACGAGUUCCACAUCGAAAGCCCCAUCUCAGUCAUGUGGGACAAGUUCGACAACUUUACCUGCCUACCAGAGGAGGAUGCACCAUGCUCUCCUGCAGGGUAUCCCGCUUAUGUAGUGAACGCGUCAACUGCAGAGCAUGUCAAGAUCGGUAUAGACUUUGCUCGCAAGUACAAUGUUCGUCUCAACGUCAAGAACACCGGCCACGAUUACCUGGGGCGAUCCAACUCUCCGGGCUCGCUCUCGAUAUGGACCCAUCAUCUUAACACGAUGACAUACAACAAGGGCCAGUACAAGCUACACGGCUCCAGCAGAGUCCUUCAGGGCAACUCCAUCACCGUUGGUGGCGGAUCUGAGAUGUACAAUGUUUACGUUGCCGCAGACAAGCACAACGAGACCAUUGUCGGCGGAGGUGGAAAGACGGUUGGCAUCGGGGGCUACAUCACCGGAGGCGGGCACUCGGUCUUUGCGCCAAAGUAUGGUCUAGCAGCCGAUAAUGUGUGGGAGAUGGAGGUUGUCACUCCAGGAGGAGACAUUGUCGUCGCCAACGAAGAUCAGCAUUCGGACCUUUUCUGGGCAAUGCGAGGAGGAGGCGGCUCAACCUUUGGCGUCAUUACCUCUGUCACGCUCAAGACGCAUCCGAGCCCCAGGAUUCUGGGCCUCCUCUAUGGAAUCAUUGCAGAUCCCAAAGAAUCCCUCGUCUACGACCUCAUAACAUAUGUCCUCUCCCAAACACCGUACCUCAUGGCGCAAGGCCUCUCUGGCUACAAUUACAUUACGAGAGACAUGGCGCCACCUCUUGAGCUGCCAGGUGCUCCUGACCGCGUAGCCGGCAUCCUCGGCUCCUCCGUCCUUCAAAAUGUAAAAAGCCCUGAAGCCGUCCAAGACCUGUUCAAGCCACUCAACGACACCAUCCGGAAGCGCUGGGGAGACAAGGUCCAGUUCUACGUCCUCCCCACCGCGUACGACUCCUGGCUAGCCUGGUUCUCCAACAACUACGACACCGACCCGGCUGGCGGAAGCCAGUAUCUCGUCUCCCGGCUCAUUGACGGCCAAGCCUUGACAGGGAGCCAACAGAAGCUCAAGAGCGCCCUUCAAGCGACCCUAACACCCAGCGGCACCAUUGCAGCCUUCAUGGUGGGCGGAAAGGGCGUCCAUGAUGCAAAGCCCAGGGGAGGCAGCAAUGCCGUCAACCCUGCAUGGAGGAGUGCAUAUCUCCACACGCUAACCAGCCAAUCGUUUGGGCCGUUCAACAAGACUGCCGAGCAAGAGGCCAUUGUGACCCUGGACAGCGAGUUCCAGCCUCUCCGCGAUCUGACGCCCAAGUCUGGCGCGUACAUAAACGAGGCCUUUCCGUUCGAAAAGAAUUGGCAAACGACCUUCUGGGGUAGCAAUUACGCUCGACUCCUCCGCAUCAAGCGCGAAGUAGACCCAUCCGACGUCUUCUGGUGCUCGCCAUGUGUGGGAAACGAGAGAUGGGAGGUUCGUCAAGAUGGGAAGCUGUGUAAGAAGUAG
This is a messenger RNA of Trichoderma reesei QM6a, 1764 nucleotides long. RefSeq lists its product as uncharacterized. NCBI's taxonomy places the organism in Eukaryota, Fungi, Ascomycota, Sordariomycetes, Hypocreales, Hypocreaceae. The transcript has 5 exons. The record is from RefSeq and is a predicted model, not a curated record. The coding region runs from base 1 to 1764 and encodes 587 amino acids. Gene Ontology annotation, molecular function: FAD binding; oxidoreductase activity.